UGUGAGUUAUGUAAUUGAAAUCAGCAAGCAGAAAAAAGAAGAAGCUUGUUCUCAAAGCAAAACGCCCUCCUUUUAUCCUCUCUCUCUCUCUCUCUCUCUCUCUCUCUCUCGGCUUUACUGGGUUUCCCUCCAGAACAAACAAGCAAAGCAUCUCUGCUUAACAUUUAAAGCCCACAAACUUUUUUUUUUUUGGGGGGGGGCGUUUCCUUUAUGGAAAAACAGAGCAUCUCCUCAUACACGCCACCACAAGCUGUUGCCUUCUCUUGGAAAGAUCCUGAGUUUUUUUUUUUUUUGCCCCUUUAGUUAGGAUACAUUUGUGCUUUUUCAAAACUGUGGCUUGAACACCGCAACCACAUUUGGGGUUCAGAUCUGUGCAAAAAACCCCACCUAAAGUUAAGAAUAUAUCCCAGUCGUGGGGCACCGAUGAGGCCAAAUUGAUCGUGGCAAUUCAAGUCCUCUCUGAACUGUUGUAUCUUCUUGAGGUCUGCUCAUGCUGGUGUACGCAAACUGGGAAUUGGUGGUGACAUUAUUGUCUUUGGCUCCUUCGACCACGCCGUACCUUCGCAAGGUCUAACUGCUUUGCUCCGGAGCCAGAGCAUAUAUAGCUAUUGAACUCUUCUGAGCCCGUAGGAAUUUUUGGGGGUAUUGAUGCAACUUUGAGUUAUUGCUGUGGCUUUGAAGCUUACAUCCCUAUGCAACUUUAUUCCACAGUCUGAUGUUGUGAUGACUGACGAGUGUGUUACACAUCAGCUGCUAAAUUCUCCAUUUUCUGAGAAUCAUUUGGCUUUCUGGUUUAAAUUUCAGGUUUUUCUUUGAAAAGGAUUUUCACUCUGGUGGAGUUCUUAUCGUCCUGUCAAGCUCUUGUAGGGUGUUUCAUUUGUUCAUUCCUUCCUCUUCGGUCUUUCAGACCAAUUUGUUCAGACCCAGAAAUCAUUCUUUCAUUUUUCUUUCCGAGGAUCCGCUCUCAGUCAUCCCAAAUUGCUAUACAUUUGCUUUCCCUGUAAUCUAGGAACGAAAACCGACUAUUUCCGCAAACUCUUGAGCAAGUGAACAGUUUGGAGAAGAUGAGUUUUCUAACAGCAUCUACUGAUAACUCUUACAAGCCAUACGUUAAUGGCAACACAACCUCUGCAAGUUACUGGCUGAACUGGAGGGUCUUGCUCUGUGCUCUUUGGGUCUCCGUCUCUAUGAUCUUUGCCCUGGCUCUCAUAUGGAGACAUGAAGAUUUCGGCAGAGCGAAUCGCCGUGAUAGAGAUACAGAACGAGAAACUGCGGGAACUUUGUAUGACGAUGAAACUUGGAGCCCAUGUCUUAAAGGAGUUCACCCUGCUUGGUUACUAGCUUUCCGAGUGGUGGCUUUCAUCGUGCUCCUGAUAAUGCUCAUCGUCACUUCUUUUCUCGAUGGAGGUGGUAGCAUAUUUUACUACUAUACCCAGUGGAGUUCUACGCUGAUCACCAUCUAUUUCGGGCUUGGAUCGCUGCUGUCCUUUUAUGGAUGCUAUGAGUAUAACAAUAGAGCUGCUGGCGAGAAGGUCGACAAUGUGGAGGUUGAUUCAGAGCAAGGAACCUAUGCUGCUUCAGAACCAAGGGACAAUUCUCACACGAUAAUCGCGGCCAAGAACUCACUCCAGCACAGUGCCCGUAAAAGAGCGAACAUUUGGGGUUAUCUAUUUCAAAUAAUGUUCCAGAUGAAUGCAGGUGCCGUUGUGCUCACAGAUUGCGUCUUCUGGUUCAUAAUUGUCCCAUUUCUUGCACUCAACAAUUAUAGUCUGAGCAUUUUGGACAUAAAUAUGCAUACAAUUAAUGUCGUUUUACUAAUCGGAGACACGGCUUUGAACUGCUUGCGUUUUCCUUUGUUUCGUAUUGGAUACUUCUUCAUGUGGACGAUCACUUACGUAAUUUUCCAGUGGAUUCUCCAUUUCCUCAUCAACAUUUGGUGGCCAUAUCCAUUUCUCGACUUGUCAUCUUCAUAUGCCCCGCUAUGGUAUGUUUCAGUUGCACUGAUGCACUUUCCAUGCUAUGGUAUAUUCGCUCUGGUGAUCAAGUUAAAGCACUCUCUCUUGUCGAGAUGGUUCCCUCAGUCCUAUCAGUGUCCAAAGUGAUCUUCAAAAUGAAGGCACAAAUGCUCACGAAGACCGCCGUGUCCGAGGCCCUAUACUUUCUUCAUUGAAGUUUAUACUGUACAAGGGAACUUAAGACAUCCACAGGAGUUGCAGAUUGUUCAAGGUCCUGAUAAAGUUUCACAGGAUAUAAACCAUGCAACAUACAAUUUUUGGGUUUAUUUGUUCACAGAAAAUCCAAUGCUGCCACUUCUUAAUAUGUGACAUACCUGUAAGUAUAUACAUGUUCACAGAAAAUUCAUUACUGAAAUGUUGACUUUUCUUGGGCUGGUCUAGUUCAUAUCCUUUCAUAA
Molecule: messenger RNA, 2413 nt
Organism: Rhodamnia argentea
Lineage: Eukaryota; Viridiplantae; Streptophyta; Magnoliopsida; Myrtales; Myrtaceae
Exons: 8
Coding region: 1065-2102 (345 amino acids)
Cellular component (GO): membrane
Source: RefSeq, a predicted model, not a curated record